Molecule: messenger RNA, 1838 nt
Organism: Caenorhabditis auriculariae
Lineage: Eukaryota; Metazoa; Nematoda; Chromadorea; Rhabditida; Rhabditidae
Source: the annotation of a GenBank genome assembly
AUGCUCGUACUUCGGUAAGUGGUUCCAUUGUUUCUCAGGGCUCCCGGAAUACCGGUUUCGCAUAUUUCGCAGCAUAAUUCAAACGAAUAACGAGUCAAUUUUUGAAAAAGUUUUGAUCCGAAAUUUAAAAAAACUCAUUUUUUUGAAUAGAGAGAAACACAAAAAAAUAGCGAGGAGUUUUUCCUGUUCUCGACAUUUCUUCCAGAAAUUUACAUCAAAAAGUAAAAAAAUUAUGGAAAAAAACUUUUUGUUGCAUUUUUUUCAAAAAUUUCCUUUAUUCUCUAAUAUAUUACAAGUCAAUUCAAUCCAACUUUCCAAUUUCUUACUCGAUACGCAAUUUCGACAUCAAAAACUAGCAUCAAGUACAAAAAAGGGACGAUGACUAUUCGGAACGCCAUAAAGUGUCCGAAAAACACAAGUUGGGCAAACUUGGGGCCGAAGAAGCUGAACUGAAUCGCCGCCGGCCGACGACGUGCCAUGACGUCGGCCGGACGGACCGUGGCCACGCCCCUUUCGACAGGUGCGCGCCAAGGUAUAAAUAGACGAGUCGGGGGCCAAGUUCCAACAUCAGCCCCCCGAGAUGAACUCCGCCGUCGUCGUCUUCCUUGGCCUCGCCGUCCUCGUCGCCGCCCAACAAGGAGGCGAUGGAGCCCCGCCAUUCCUUCGUCGGGUUAGCCCGUUUUUUCCCGUUUUCAUCCCGAAUUAUGUCCCAUGGAAACCUUAAUUUUGCUCGAGGGGAAUCCAAGAUUUUUCCUAGACCCUCAGAAAAGCUUUAGAACCUUUGAAGGGGAAAAUUGAGAAGAUUAGAAUUGAAAAAGCUCAAAAUUGCUAUCCCAACUUGAAAAUCGAUAAAUCAAGUUCAAAGUCAGAAAAACUGUGAAUUCGGCCACUUUUACAUUAAAAAAAAACUUCAAAAAAGUGAUAUUUUCAUAAAAAUUUUCCUCAACAUUAAAAAAAACAAGUUUUGGAUUUUUUUUAACUAUAAGACACCAUAUACCUAAAUUUUUAAUUUUCAAAAGAAAAACUAGAAACAUUUUCUAAGAAAAUUGUGAAUUCUUUCAAAAACUCUCAAUUGCCUAUUCCAUACAUACAGACCACAGAAGACGGUUUUUUUGAUUUGUCAUUUUUUCCAGGCGACCCCAGCCCAAAUCACCUCCUUCCAACAGCUCAUCCAAAGCAACGGACAACUGACCGACGCUCAGCUCGACGCCAAGGUCAACGAUUGGGUCAAGCAACAAGGCGGAAACGUUCAGGUGAUUCUUGAGUUUCUACUUUUGAGCUGCUUUUUGAAAUAUUACAAAAAAGACUUUUUUUGAAUAAUUUUUGAUGAAGCUCACAACAGAGGCAAUGCUAAGAAAGCAAGAGAAACUUGAUAAAAACUUUUUGAAAAAUUUUCUAUUCCUAAUUCUGUCGAAAAAUCUUGCCUAGAAGCUUUCAAGAGCUCGCCUGUCUAUGAAGAUAUUUCUAAAAAUGAUAUUUCUCUUCCGAAAAGUUCGUAACCCUUCAAAAUUAGUUCCAAAGCAUCCCAGACAGUCCUGUGACUAUACAAAUCCCUCUAAAAUACCAUUUCUUGUCCUGGAACCCUUCUGAAACUCCAAAACUCUCAGGCCGACUGGAACGACUUCCAACAGCACGUCAAGUCGAACCAGGCCUCCGCCGAAGCCGCCCACGCCGCCGCCGUCGCCCGCUUCAGUCCCGCGGCGAAGAAGGCCGACGCCGACCUGUCCAAGAUCUCGCAGGACCCGUCGUUGGGCGUCCAGGCCAAGGGCCAGAAGAUCCAGGCCUACCUCGCCUCUCUGCCCCCAAACGUCCGCCAGGAGCUCGAGGGCUCUCAGUAG